AAGAAAUGUGCAACAGAUGUAAGGGUGUAAACAUAAUCUGAAAAGUCAGAGCAACUCAGCACUGCCAGUGGAGCAACAUCCAUCCACCAAGAUGGAUAAGAUAUUCAAUCUUCUCGCGGAGCACAGACUGGAGUCCUACUACAAUCAAUUCCUCACUUUGGGUGUCCAAGAUGAGAGAGAUUUCAUUGAUGGCGUAAAUGGUGAAGAUUUAGACAAAAUGAAUUUCAGUCAAGUAGAAAAGAAUCGCUUUGAAAAAAUGAAAGAUUUCAUCCAACGACUCAGAGGGCCACAACAAGCGAUGCCUGUACAGAAAUCAAUGGAGUCUUUCCAUCUGCGGUACACAUACCCUCACUGUCCUGAGCCAAAAGACAUCAGAGACAUGGAUCCUGCCCAAAACACAGUUGAAGAUCUGAUGCUAAGGAUUUGUCACCAAGAGGCCAUUGGGAAUUCCAAAGCCGUGUGCCUCUACACCAUUGAGGGAAUGCCUUUAACUGAUGAUCCUUUCUUCAACACAUGGUCUUUGAAAGACAGGCACAUUGAAAAUGGAAGUGAGCUUUAUGCCAUAUUUACACCCAAGGAGAACUUGAAACAAGCUCCCCAAAUGCCACAACGAGAGAUGACUGACAUCUCAGGAGAGGAGAAUGUUCGAUGCCACAUUAUGCUCAAGGGAGACUAUGAGGUCAAGGUGGACUUAGCAAGUGACACAAUUAGAGUCUUGAGACGAAAGCUCUCUAAUGAAAGUGGAAUCCCAGAACAUGUCCUCCUUUAUAAAGGUGAACACGGUGAAACUUUGCAAGAUUGUGGAAUCAAUGAGGAGACAACUGUUCACUUUUCUUUGUCCUCCUUCCCCGAUGAAAAGCCAGACAACAUGGAAUUCUACUUCAAUGAUGUUGUACCCUCAGUGCAACAAACCCAGAAAGGACUCAGUGCUUUCUUUUCUUCACUAUAUACCAUUAGUGUUAAACAUUCUGGAGAGGGAUUCAAGAAAGUGAAUGCAUACAUUCGAAAGCUCAGUGGAUGUAAUCCCCUGGCGCAAAGUUUGUAUCAGCUGUUGGGCAGAAAUGAAAGUGGAAGUAGGACCCAGAAGAUUGCCAUUGUUGAAGGAUUGUACACUCUCUUCAGAGAGCUGUUGCCAAGCCGCAAUAAAAAAAGAGGUGACAAGAUCAUUGAAGACCCUGAUGUUUUUGAGAAUGCACCAGUUUGCUGGGCCUACCUGAUAUCUAAAGCAGAGAAAGAGAGUUCACAACAUGAAGUCUUUGCACCGAUAAAUUUGACCUCUCAACCAGGAGUGCGCUUUUGCGACCCAGUUCAAGUACCUGGAUUACCAGAUGUCUUUGAAAGAGAGUAUGUCCUACAGAAAAUUAAAGUUUCCCGAGGGUUCGGGAACGCUCCGGGGAUAGUUUCAUGA
Messenger RNA from Coregonus clupeaformis (lake whitefish), 1408 nucleotides. RefSeq lists its product as uncharacterized. The record is from RefSeq and is a predicted model, not a curated record. NCBI's taxonomy places the organism in Eukaryota, Metazoa, Chordata, Actinopteri, Salmoniformes, Salmonidae. The coding region runs from base 92 to 1408 and encodes 438 amino acids. The transcript has 12 exons.